This is a messenger RNA of Geosmithia morbida, 1785 nucleotides long. RefSeq lists its product as uncharacterized. The transcript has 5 exons. NCBI's taxonomy places the organism in Eukaryota, Fungi, Ascomycota, Sordariomycetes, Hypocreales, Bionectriaceae. The coding region runs from base 1 to 1785 and encodes 594 amino acids. The record is from RefSeq and is a predicted model, not a curated record.
AUGAAAAAAAUCUUCAAAUCACCGAUGCCGCCCUUCAACAUGACAGGCACACCUACAUACCGCCCGGCUGAGAUACAAUUCAUACUGCACUCGCUCGUGCGUCGCGUCAAGCACAGUCAGAUCAGGCAUGACUUCGAGCACAUGUUCAGGAGGCGCCUGGCGCCCAACCAGAUCCGCUACGUCAAGAACAAGUACGGCCGGGACUCGCGGUACAAGAGGCGCCUGGCGCCCAACCAGAUCCGCUACGUCAAGAACAAGUACGGCCGGGACUCGCGGUACAACUCGGUCAUGGUGAACUACCGAGGCCGUCACGCCGUCGACCUCGAGGAAGCCCUCGGCCGUCCCCGGCCUCCCCCUCCCACCAUCGCACCCGACCCUGCGGCUUCUGUCCUGGCCGGGCCCGAGCCGCACUCUCACUCGGUCCGUCACCAGUGGAUCGACCGGUCAACCGAGCUGUCACCCCACGGGCUCUACUCUCCCCAGCAGCUCAUGAACGGAUGCGCAUCCCUCCCUCUCCCUGCCCCCCUCCCUCUUCCUCCCACCGACUUCUCCGCCCUCCCCCGGGACACGGUGACGCCGGUUGCCGACGCCAGCGCCGACGUCGACCAUCCCCGAUCUCGACCGCAGUACGUCGACCAGGAUCAGGACCCGGGAUGGAGCUCGGCCGAGCCCAGCCUCAACGGCGGUUCGGCCAAGAUGACCCCCUCCGUAUCCCCGGGGACGACCCUUUCCCCUCCCGUGGAGGACACCGGCACGCCCCCCGGCUUCGACGACCCCAUGCACGCCGCAAUCCACAUGUCCGUGGCCGUGAACGGGGCCGCCACCGGCCUGGGCCCGGGGCAAUACUACGAUACCCGACUACUCUCCGACUCGGGGCCGUACAGCAACCCCGACCUCUCCGCCAUCUCCGCCCACGACGCCGGCUACCUCGAGCCCGCGGCCUUUGCGAGCGAGCCCCUCCUCGACCAUCACCAUCACCCCCCCCAUUCCCCUCCCCCGGUCCUCAUGUCGGUCGAGCAGGACGCCCUCGACGACGUCGAGGUCAUGUUCUUCCGGCAGACGGCGGCGGUCGGCAGCCUCCGCGACGAGGACUACCUCGCGUCCACCGGCCCGGUUCUCGGCCCGGUUCCCGGCUUCGACGUCCCGCCCCGCGACUUCUGGGACUACUACUCCCCCGUCCCCAACGUCGGGCCCGUCGAGCCGCACGUCUCCCUCGGCGACGAUCCGGUCGGGACGCCGUCCGGCUCCGGCAUCGCCAACUGCGGUCUCGGGCUCGUCAACCUCCCCGCCGACAUCUACGCCCGGGACGACGGCACCCGUCGUCAGCCCCGGGACGACGCACCCCUCGUCGCCACCACGCGAUCUGGCCACUCCGGCGCCGGCGCCGGCGCCGGCCCGGUCGAGGACCCCCCCACCCGCCAGGCGGAUGCCGCCCCGGACACCCAGAAGCCCUACACCGACAUCUACAGCCCCUUCUUCCCGUAUACCUACAUGCCCGACGACACCUACGGGCCCGGCGCCUUCCACGUCAGACCGGGCCCGGCCGGCCCCUGGGGCUUCACCGGCCCCCACGUCCCAACCUACGACGACCCCGCGGCUGCGCGUCCGACCCGCGUCGACCCGGCCGACCACGAACCGGCCAAUUUCCCCUCUGAGCAGCACCGUCUCGACGACGAGUACUACGAGGAACCUGGGAGGUUCCCGAGGCCCUGUGAUGCUCUUCUUACCUCGCCUCCUCCGAUCAUCAAUUACAACUCGCCUCUCGAGGACGUUGAUGGCGAUUAG